AUGGUGGCUGAGUACAGCCACAGCCACAGAGGCCCUGGGCAGGAUGAUGAGGAUGUGUCCACGGAGAGUGGACGGCAUCUCCAGAGCUACCAAGACCACAGACGGGCGGAUGGAGGAGAUGUCUUUGGGGAGGACGGCCACCAGCCCCAAGGCCACAGGAAUCCCAGCCACAAGGCUAGAGAUGGGAGUGUCUUCGAGGGACAUGCUGGGAAGGUCCACGGGCCCAGAGGCCACGGCCACGAAGGUGUGGAAGACUCGGCCGAGCAUGGGAAGCAUGUCCUGGGCCACAGGAGCCAUGGCCACGUGGACGAGGAGGAUGUUGUCUCCAGCGAGCGUCCCCAUCACGGACACGCACACCCAGGCCACAGACGGGAUGAAGGUGAUGAAGAACAGGUGGAGGAGGAUGUCUCCCCAGAGGACAGACAUGAGGCCCACAGGCACCCAGGCCACGACAAAGAACAUGACCACCAUCACACUCCCAGCCACAGGCACCGAGGCCACGAGGAAGAGGAUGACGAUGAUGAUGAAGACUCCAUUGAGAACGGGCAUCGGGCCCACAGCCACCGGGGCCAGGAGGAAGAGGAUGAGGACGAAGAGGAGGUUAUGUCUGAUCAGCACCAUCAUCAUGUCCCUGACCACGGACACCGAGGCUACGGAGAUGAGGAAGAUGAAGAAGAGGAUGUGUCCACCGCACAUUGGCAUCAGGUGCCCAAACAUGCCCACCACCAUGGCACUGGAGAUGAGAAGGAAGAGGAGGAGGAUAGGGAAGAGGUCACAGCCAAAUCUGGCCACCAUGUGACCAGCCAUCCACCCCAUAGCCAAGGGAGCCAGGAGGGGGAUGGCCCUGAUGAAGUCCCUGGCCACCACCACCACAGAGAGAAAGAUGUGGACACGUCAGGGGAGCUUGGCCACCAAGUGCCACAAGGCCACCUGCAUGACACUGAGCAUGAUCUCAGAGGAUCCCUCGAAGAGGAGAUUGGCCACCAGCCCCCAGAGCACUCCACGGGGAGGGACAGAAGUCAUGUGAGGAGGGGUGGCUCUGAGGAGGAAGAAGAGGAAGAGGAGGAGGAAGAGGAGCUGGAGGAGGAGCUCCCCUUCACCAUCAUCCCCAACCCCAUGGCUGGGAGGGAGGUGGCUGAAGGUGCACCCAGUGAGGAGAGUGGUGAGGACACAGGCCCACAGGAUACCGAGCAGGACAGCAACUACCAGCCAGGCUCCCUGUGCAGCUACUGCACCUUCUGUGACCGAUGUACUGAGUGUGAGAAGUGUCACUGUGACGAGGAGAACAUGGGCGAGCACUGUGACCAGUGUCAGCACUGCCAGUUCUGCUACCUCUGCCCGCUGGUCUGUGAAACCAUCUGCAAGCCAGGAAGCUACGUAGACUACUUCUCCUCGUCCCUGUACCAGGCCCUGGCUGACAUGCUGGAAGCUCCCGAGCCCUGAGCCAGACCCGCCACGCAGACGCAUCCCCGAAUCCCUGCAGCCCCCUCCCACGAGCCAUAUUUAUUGCUCUAAAUAAACAUGCUCCCUGAACCCUC
Ochotona princeps (American pika) is the source of this 1538-nucleotide messenger RNA. It is a transcript of the gene HRC, whose product is annotated as histidine rich calcium binding protein. Lineage: Eukaryota; Metazoa; Chordata; Mammalia; Lagomorpha; Ochotonidae. The transcript has 6 exons. Gene Ontology annotation, molecular function: calcium ion binding. Bases 1 to 1443 code for a protein of 480 amino acids. The record is from RefSeq and is a predicted model, not a curated record.